This is a messenger RNA of Salvelinus sp. IW2-2015, 2439 nucleotides long. NCBI's taxonomy places the organism in Eukaryota, Metazoa, Chordata, Actinopteri, Salmoniformes, Salmonidae. The record is from RefSeq and is a predicted model, not a curated record.
AUUUUGACAUUCAGCGGCGCAUUUUUCAAAUCGAGGAAGAGAGAAUAUUAACAUUGGUUGCGAGAUACAGAAGAAUAAGAAUAACAUACAGAAGAAGAAGAGAGAAUAUUAACAUUGGUUGCGAGAUACAGAAGAAUAAGAAUAAGAAGAACAUACAGAAGAAGAAGAGAGAAUAUUUCCACAGCUCCACAAGCUCUUUUCGCGAUUGGCGAAAGCAUCAUAUUUGAAACAUUUCAAGAUCCAGAGAAGAGGGUCCUGUACAGCCGUGUUUGAAAACAUUUCCCAGAACUCAGCAUGGUACUAGGAAAAGGGCUUUCAACAGCUCCUGGUAUAAGAACAAUUCAUGGCUUGAAAAGUCUGUAAGUCAAGAUUCGACUUAUUGUUUCGCCUGUAGGCAUUUUUCUCUGCCCGAUACACCUGAAUAUGCCUUCACAUCACAGUCAGGUCUUUGUAACUGGAAAAAGGCGCUGUUUAAAGAUUCUGGGUUUAAGCUCCAUUCGAAGGCAGAACAUCGUAUCAAUGCUAUGCAUACUUGGAAUCAGCAUAAAAAGGCAAUUGACAGCAACUCAUCAAUGUUAGAUGUCAUAAAUGAGGACCGGAAAAAGAAAGUGGAGGAAAACUGUACUUACAUUAAAAUGCUCCUAUUAAAUGUCUGAUGACUCUCACAACAAUUGUCAUUUUUCGACAAUCUUAGAAGAAAUAGCAAAGCAUGACCCUCUCAUAGAGAAAAGGAGGAAUGGAUGUGGCGAUGCUAAGUACACAAGCCACCAAAUCCAGAAUGAAGUUCUUGAGGGCUUAGCUGAAAAAGAAAGUGAAGUUUUUAGUGUAAUUGCAGAUGAAACCAAAGAUUUACAGAAAAAAUAACAAAUGUCUUUAGUUGUGAGGUACUAUUACAACGGGACCAUCCACGAAAGCUUUUUACACUUUCAGUCAGCUGAAAGCUUAGAUGCAGCAGGUCUCACAAAAAUGAUAGUUGAUUGCCUUGAAAAAUAUGGUCUGGACUACAGAAAUAAUCUCGUGGGGCAAGGCUAUGACGGUGCAUCCGUCACGAGCGGAAAGCAUUCGGGUGUGUCUGCACGGAUUAAAAACAGUGCAAGAUUUGCAUUUUAUGUGCACUGUAAUGCACAUUGUUUGAAUUUGGUUCUUGUUGAUGCUGUAAAAUCAGUGCCUGAGGCAGUUAACUGUUUUGCUCUCCUGCAGAAGCUUGAUAACGUUGUAUCUGAUUCGUAUGUUCAUCUCAAGUGGCUUGCAGUUCAGAAAGAGCUGUAUCCACAGCAGCAGCCCAGGAAACUACAGAGACUUACAGAUGUAAGGUGGGCAUGCAGAUACAUGGCAUGCCGUAAUCUGAGGGACAGGCUUCCAGCAGUUCUGAGAGUGCUACAGGAUAUCACACUUGAAAAUAGUGGUGAUGGAUCAGUGGAGGAAAGGGGCCUUCUUUCUCAGAUAGAUUUACAUUUCAUAAGGCUUUUGGUUACCUUUUGUAAAGUGCUUGGUGAUGCCAAAUGUCUUUCUGACAUGCUCCAAUCAAGCUCUCUUGACCUAGCAAGGGCUGUGGAUCUAGUAGGUGCCCUUACAGACACAUUACAGGACUACAGAAGUGAGGGUUACUUUGGAGAACUAUGGAAAGAGGUUGAAGAGAUUGCAGAGCACUGCAAAAUAGGUGUACAAACAGUGUGUAAAAGACAGCCUAAAACAAGCUUAAGAUUUCAUGACUCAUUGAUGAUGAGCACUGUAGGACAGAAAAAUAGUGACCAAAGUGAUGGUGAGAGCUUCCAAAGAGCUAUCUUUUAUCAGGUGCUUGACAAUCUCACAGCUGAGCUGCAGAGGCGUUUUUCAAAGAAGAAUUGCGAGAUAAUGCAAGGGGUCCAGUCUCUCAACCCAAAGAGUACAACAUUCUUGAAUGAGGAGCCUCUGUUUGCCUUUGCUCAGACUUUUGAGUCAGAUUUCGAGGACCUCAAACAUGAGGUUCAUCAAACCAAGCAGCUUCUUGAUAGGAGAGAGAAAAGUGGAAGGGACCGUCUACUCUCCUUGACUUUGUUGGGUUUCUAGAACCUUAUAAAGAGGUCUCCAUGAGCUAUUUCCACUUUGUAAGAUUUCUGUUGUUACACCAGUCAGCAGUGCUUCUUGCGAGAGAAGCUUCUCAGCUUUAAAACAGAUAAAAACCCACCUUAGGACAACAAUAGUUGAUGACAGGUUAAGUCACCUCAGAAUUCUCAGUGUUGAGUCAAGGAGGGCACGCUCCCUCAACAUGGAUGAAUUUGUGAAAUAUUUUGCCAGUUCUCACCAGAACCGCAGAAUUAUGCUGUUUUAAAGCUACCUAGAAUAAUUUGGCAUUUAGGCAGUCCCUCUGGUCAUGAUUAAAACCUGCACUGUGUACUAGCUAGUACACUGACAUUCUAAAAUGAUAAAUCCACAGGGUAUCAUGUCACACAGAUUUAA